AUGCAAGCAGCGCUUAUGUUAAGAAGUAAACAGCGCAUUGCGCGUAACAAACUUCGACGUCAACGACUCGGUGGUCGGAAUGAGAUUCCUAGUCAUAUUGCACCACCAUGUCUGGAGAUUCCACCAUUCCCGCAGUAUCCACCAACACAAGCUGAAUUUGCACAUAUCAAAAUAAAGCAAUACAUGAUCCACAUUUCGUAUAUGUGUGGAUUGACAAUUUGA
Molecule: messenger RNA, 222 nt
Organism: Chironomus riparius
Lineage: Eukaryota; Metazoa; Arthropoda; Insecta; Diptera; Chironomidae
Source: the annotation of a GenBank genome assembly